AUGUCCAAGGUAAAAAUAACUGUGAAACCAAGAGAAGCUCUAGUUGAUGAAAGAGUUCAUAUUGAAGUUGAAGGUCUACCCCAAAAUAAACCCAUUACUAUUAAAGCCUCAUUUCAGGAGGAAGGCCUGAGAUUCUGUUCCUAUGAAUGCUUUACCUCAACAGAGGGAGGUCACGUGGUUGUGGAGAGGCAUGUAUCUGUACAAGGAACAUAUACUGGUGUAGAAUCAAUGGGACUAUUCUGGAGUAUGAAACCCGAGCCUUUCCAGAGGCAACAUAUUAGAUUACUUAAGAGGAACGUGAUAACGCCCAUUGUUAUGACAAUUGCUGUAUACGAAGGACACCUGUGCUGGGAUGAGCUCUUUGAUCCGCCCACUAAACCCGUAGCCACAUCAAAAGUUUACAGAUGGUACAAGCACGAGAGUGUUCGAAGAGAAAAAGUGAGGGAAGGGAAUAUUAGAGGUGUACUUUUCACUCCUUCAGGGCCUGGACCAUUUCCCGGAAUAAUUGACAUGUUCGGUAGCGGAGGAAGCGUUUUUGAACAAAGAGGGGCUCUAUUGACUUCUAAGGGCUUCUGUGUUCUCUCACUGGCCUUCUUCGCUUAUGACGAUAUUUAUUCGAUGAAGUAAAGUUUACGCCCUAUGGAGUCGAUACAACAGGAUUUCAUAACCCUUCUGACGAUUUCUACAUCAAUGUAUGGACCAGUCUUGCCUCCGUGCUGUGUAUUGUGGGAGAAGAUGACCAUAUUCUGAAUCCAAAACUUACUGAAAGAUUCAU
Molecule: messenger RNA, 775 nt
Organism: Saccostrea echinata
Lineage: Eukaryota; Metazoa; Mollusca; Bivalvia; Ostreida; Ostreidae
Product: acyl-coenzyme A amino acid N-acyltransferase 2-like
Exons: 4
Coding region: 1-627 (208 amino acids)
Biological process (GO): acyl-CoA metabolic process; fatty acid metabolic process
Molecular function (GO): fatty acyl-CoA hydrolase activity
Source: RefSeq, a predicted model, not a curated record